Molecule: messenger RNA, 894 nt
Organism: Syzygium oleosum
Lineage: Eukaryota; Viridiplantae; Streptophyta; Magnoliopsida; Myrtales; Myrtaceae
Product: hydroxyproline O-galactosyltransferase GALT3-like
Exons: 1
Coding region: 1-894 (297 amino acids)
Cellular component (GO): Golgi membrane
Molecular function (GO): hexosyltransferase activity
Source: RefSeq, a predicted model, not a curated record
AUGAAGCAAAGGAGCAUCUUCCUGGUCAUGCUGAACUCCUCCGUCAUCCUCGCCGUCUUCGUGAUCUUCCUCGUUCUGCUCAAUGCCCCGAUCAGGUUCCUGUUUACAGCUUCGCCCGAGAACGCCUUUAAGGUCGAUGAAGCGCUGGCUACAAGCGGCACCCGGUUCAGCCUCCUCAUCGGGGUUCUGACAAGGCCGAACAAUUACGACCGCCGCCAUUUCCUUCGGCUAGUGUACGGCAUCCAAUCGUCUCCUGUAGCCGAAGUACAAGUCAAGUUUGUGUUCUGCAGCGUGACCAAUCCCGAGCAGAAGAUUUUCUUGGCGCUUGAAAUCCUGAGGUUCAACGACAUAAUCAUCCUCAACUGCACCGAGAACAUGAACUUUGGUAAGACCUACACAUACUUCUCCUCGCUCCCCGACAUCCUUCCGAGGCGAUUUGACUACGUCAUGAAAGCCGACGACGACGUCUACAUUCGGCUGGCUCAGCUGGUGUCAUCGCUUCAGCCUCUGCCAAGACAGGAUUUGUACUACGGGUUCGUGCUCCCUUGCCCGAGCAUGAAUCCGCACGAGGGGUACAUGUCCGGGAUGGGGUUUGCAUUAUCCUGGGAUCUUGUUGAAUGGAUUGCUAGUUCGGAAAUUCCUAAACACGAUACAUUUGGACCGGAGGACAAGUUGGUAGGAAGGUGGCUGAACAAGGGGAAAAAGGCAAGGAACAGGUUCACAAGCAAACCAGCAAUGUAUGACUAUCCAGGAACCAAUGGAAGGUGCUCUCACGAGCUUGUUCCAGACACAGUGGCAGUUCAUAGGCUCAAGAGAUGGGAUCGGUGGUUACGUGUGCUGGAGUUCUUCAAUGUUACCAAAGAGCUAAAUCACUCGAAACUUUACAAUUUGUGA